GAGUUGUCUCACUAAAAUAUGUGCAUAAUACUCCAGCAACGCCCCAAAACUGCAAAAGGUUGCCGUUGCUAAACGGUAUAUAGAAAAUCAAUACCUAUACAAAGAGAGCAAAUGAAGCUCGAUCGUAGCUCGCCUGAAAACCUCUUCAAAACCCUGUCGGCGAACCCAUCGGCGAUCAUCAAAACAGAGUCCCAAGCCAGGCAGCUGCACGCCCUGAUCGUCAAGACCAGACCUUCCUCUUCCCGGCCAUGUCUGCCCACCCUUCUCCUUUCCAUCUACUCUAAUUUCAACCUCUUACAGGAAUCCCUCUCGCUCUUCCACUCCCUCCCAUCUCCGGCGCCGCACAAAGCCUGGAAAUCCAUCGUCAAAUGCUACGCCUCCAAUGGCUUCUUCUUCGAAUCUUUGCGUUCUUUUGUCCAGAUGCUAGCUUCUGGGAAGUGCCCGGACCGGAACGUGUUCCCUUCCGUGCUUAAAUCUUGCACGGGUUUGCGGGAUUUGAGGCUCGGCGAGUCUGUUCAUGGGUAUGUUGUGAGGCGUGGGCUGGAAUGCGAUCUUUUUACUGCGAAUGCUCUCAUGAAUAUGUAUGCCAAGUUGCAGUGCUUGGAUGACCUCAACUUGUUCGAUGAAAUUCCACAGAGAAAGAAAAUUGAUGCACCUGAGAAUGUUUUCCGGGGGACAUUUGAAUUGGCUCGUGAUUCGAAGAGUAUUGAUCGAGAACCUAGGUUGGAUCUUACUAACAGAGAUGGAGAGAGGAGAGUGGGUAAAUGUUUGAAAGUGGAUAGUGUUAGGAAAUUGUUUGAGAUGAUGCCGAAUAGGGAUAUGGUUACUUGGAACACAGUCAUUGGGGGUAAUGUACAAGGUGGGAUGCAUGAUGAAGCUCUAGAGAUGGUUAGGGAGAUGGGGAAUUCCAAUUUGAAGCCCAAUAGUUUCACUUUGUCCAGUAUCCUUCCUAUCUUUGCUGAGCAUGUGGACAUUUUGAAAGGAAAGGAAAUUCACGGUUAUGCAAUCAGGCAUGGGUUUGAUAAAGAUGUGUUUAUUGGGAGUAGUUUGAUUGAUAUGUACGCGAAUUGCACCCUAGUGGAAGAUUCGUACCAGGUUUUCUGCUCGUUAGAUGAAAAGGAUGAUGUUUCUUGGAAUUCAAUUAUUUCAGGAUUUGUUCAAAAUGGUAGGUUUGAUGAAGGGCUGAAGCUGUUCAGGGAGAUGCUAGCUGCUAAUCAAAGGCCUCUACCAGUUUCUUUCUCAAGUAUAAUGCCGGCAUGUGCUCAUUUGACAACACUCCAUUUGGGAAAGCAACUCCAUGGACACAUAACUAGAACCGGAUUUGUUGAUAACAUGUACAUAUCUAGCUCACUGGUGGACAUGUAUGCAAAAUGUGGGAAAAUUGAGACUGCUCGGUCGGUUUUUGAUGAUAUGGUUGCAUGUGAUUCGGUCUCUUGGACAUCCAUGAUCAUGGGGUAUGCACUGCAAGGACAUGCACAUGAUGCCAUCCUUUUAUUUGAGAAGAUGCAAAUGGAAGGAGUGAAGCCUAACUCUGUCGCCUAUGUAGCUGUUCUUACUGCUUGCAGCCAUGCUGGUUUGAUAGACGAGGGCUGGAAACAUUUCACAACUAUGAGCCAAAAAUAUGGGAUUUCCCCUGGGCUCGAGCACUAUGCUGCUGUUGCGGACCUAUUUGGCCGAGCUGGAAGGCUAAUGGAAGCGUAUGAAUUCAUCUCUAACAUGCCUAUUAAGCCAACAGGGAGUGUUUGGUCCACUCUUCUGUCAGCUUGCCGGGUUCACAAGAAUGUUGACCUUGCUGAAAAGGUCGCCAUUGAAAUGACCAAAGUCGAUCCUGAAAAUAUGGGUCCCUACGUACUCUUGUCAAACAUGUAUUCUGUAGCAGGACGAUGGAAAGAUGCAUUGAAACUUAGAAUUCGUAUGAAAAAGAAAGGAAUGAGAAAGACACCAGCUUGCAGCUGGGUUGAGGUUAAGAACAAGGUACAUGCUUUUGUCUCUGGGGACAAAUCUCAUCCCCAAUAUAAUCAGAUAGAAAUGGCAUUGAGAGAGAUUUCAGAACGGUUGAAGUUAGAAGGAUAUGUUCCUGGGACGAGCGAGGCCUUGCAUGAUGUUGAUGAGGAACAGAAACAUGAUUUGUUUUUUGCUCACAGCGAACGAAUUGCCAUAGCAUUUGCGAUUAUUAACACACCAGCAGGAACAGCAAUCCGGGUGACAAAGAAUCUUAGGGUAUGUGUGGACUGUCACACAGCCACUAAGUUCAUAUCCAAGGUUAUGGGGAGAGAGAUAAUUGUUAGAGACAAUAACAGAUAUCACCAUUUCAAAGACGGGGCUUGUUCGUGUGGAGACUAUUGGUGAAGACAAGUACAUCUAAUCACGGAGUACAUUGAAAUGAGAAUUAUGGGUAUGUUUGGUUUGGUUACGGUUACUCAACCUCCCCUUCAAGAGUUCAAGAACAAUUUGGGCUUUUUUUGUUCGAAACCUGGCUGGGGCUUUGACUUCAGCAGGUUGAGAAAGUAUCUAUGAACACGUACUACGUUAUAAUAGAGUCAAUAGUAUACAAAAAUGCUGUAUAACUCAUAUCUGGCCAUCUGGGAAGCUUCAAUGGAAAAUAAUGAAAGCUGGGAAACUCA
Cuscuta campestris is the source of this 2624-nucleotide messenger RNA. Lineage: Eukaryota; Viridiplantae; Streptophyta; Magnoliopsida; Solanales; Convolvulaceae. The record is from the annotation of a GenBank genome assembly.